This is a messenger RNA of Aspergillus mulundensis, 1215 nucleotides long. Its product is annotated as putative aminotransferase. The coding region runs from base 1 to 1215 and encodes 404 amino acids. Gene Ontology annotation, molecular function: pyridoxal phosphate binding; transferase activity. The transcript is spliced from 3 exons. The record is from RefSeq and is a predicted model, not a curated record. Lineage: Eukaryota; Fungi; Ascomycota; Eurotiomycetes; Eurotiales; Aspergillaceae. Gene Ontology annotation, biological process: biosynthetic process.
AUGGUGAAAAUCGAGACCUUUGAGAUUGAUCGAUGGAUCAUGACACACGGCCCAAGGGCCAAGCACAACCUGGCCAGCUCCUACUGUGCUUCCAUCUCGGUCAAUGAGCUUUCCUCGCUCUCGACAGCCGACGACGGAGACAAAGACCCUUGGACCUCGCUGCUGGCGACACCGAUGAAUUAUGGUCCACUGAAAGGCUCUGAGGCCCUCCGGCAAAAUAUAUCCAACCUGUACUCAAAAGAGUCACCUGGCGCCCCUGCUGCUGACAAUAUCCUCAUCACGCCUGGCGGCUCCCUUGCCAACUUCAUUGCCGUCUAUGCCUUGGUUGGACCGGCCGACCAUGUCAUCGUGCAAUACCCAACCUACCAGCAGCUCUACGCCCUUCCGGCGGGGGUAGGAGCAGAGGUGAGUCUGUGGAAGGCAAAAGAGGACGAGGGCUGGGCGCUUGACGUCGACGAGCUCAAGGGUCUUGUCCGCCCCAACACCAAGAUGAUCAUCCUCAACAACCCCGUCAAUCCGACCGGUACAGCAAUCCCCAAGUCCAAGCUGGCUGCGAUAGUAGCUUUGGCAACGCACCAUUCGAUCACCAUUCUCUGCGACGAGAUCUAUUAUCCCCUGUUCCAUUCGAUCCCGACCACAGAUCCCGAGCGCCCACCGUCAAUCCUCUCGUUCGGAUACAAGAACGUCAUUGUAACCAGCACAUUAUCCAAGGCUUACUCCCUGGCUGGAAUCCGCAUCGGGUGGCUUGCCUCGCACGAUCCAACCAUCCUCGAUCUCUGCAUCAAUGCGCGGGCUUACGCUCUCAUCACCGUCAGCCAGCUCGACGACCAACUGGCCGCGUUCGCCCUCAGCCCACCGCGCCUUGAUACUCUGAUCGCAAAGAACAUAACGCUAGUCCGCCGGAACCUAGCCCUUGUCCAGGAACUGAUUGAUCGACAUCCUUCUAUUUGCCAGUGGACUCCGCCGGUAGCGACUCCCAUCGGGUUCAUCAAACUCACACGUUCCGGCAGACCAGUUGACGAUGUCGACUUCUGUAUCCGACUGUUGCGAGAGAAGAGUGUCCUCCUCGUGCCUGGGAGCAAAUGCUAUGGCAAUGGAGUCGAAUUCAAAGGCUAUGUGCGGUUGGGGUUUGGCUGCCAGACGGAGCAGCUGAGGGAAGCCCUGCAGGCGCUGGAGAGGUUUUUGGAGGAGGAAUACGCCCUCCCUGUCCUGUAA